AUUGGCAUUGGCACAUAUUUGGAACCUGGCUCCUCUUUCACGCAACCGUCUUCACCUUUCCCAUUUAUACAGUUGACUAGUAUGUUCUCUUCAUUCACCAGAAAACUCCAUCUCCAUUAUCUUUUUUCAUACUUCCCAUUGCAAGGACCAUAUAAUCCCUUCUCCUCAUUCUUAUAAACCUAUACACAGUCUCUCCCUAUUCCACCCAGCAAAACCUAUCAACCUCCCUUGUAGAUCAGGAAGGGAAAAACAUGAAGGGAAGCUUGCUGCCAUGGUUCUUAUUCAUCUCUUAUGUCAUUUCUAGCAUGGCUCUUUCAAGCUCUUCCAAUUCAGAAGACCAAGAUUUUGACCCAUCAAAGCCUAUUAUGCAGGGAAUACAAAAUCAAGAACUAAAUCGGACAAUGGGGUUGUACCGAGAAGGUGAUAAUGGAAGAGAAUACAAUGGAAAGCAUACAAGAUUCGAGUCAAUAAAAGCACAAAGAGGGAAAGGAUCUUAUGGAGGCGCAAACAUUGUUCAUCGAGGGCCAAACGAGAAAAGUGCAGCUUCAUUAAUUGCAAGGCCUCCUUUAUUCAUCACAAUGAUAUUCACAUUUCUUGCUUGUAAGCUUCACUCUGAUUCUUGUUUUUCCCUUCCAUCAGUCAGUCUAAGGUGUCCUUGAUCUUCUUGAAUAUAAAGCCAGAAUCCCAUCUCCUCCCACGCAACAAAUAAACUUCAAAAGUGAGUAAGAAACAAAUGAAAAUUUAUUUAUAAAAAAAAAUUUAAAUUAAAUUAAAAAAAAUAAAUAAAAUAAAUAAAAUAAAAUAAAAAGAGGAAAAAGAAAAGGAAAAAGAUAUUGUAAAUUGUCUUCUUUCUAUUUGGAGUGCAAUCUUUGAUUGUCAGAAUUUUGAGCUGCCUUAUCGGCCAGCUUUGAUACUUCUUAGAUUUUUUUUCUACUUAGCACUUGAUGCUUUGAAUGUUUGUUAUUUAGUUUGUAUCGUGAAUGAGUGGAAGCUUUCUCUGUAUUGGAAACUAUUGAAGUUCUGCAAGAUAGUUGAGGGAUUUUUCAGAACUUCUUAGCGAGUGAUUUUCCAGAACUUCUUAGUGAGAGAUUUUCCAGAACUUCUGAGUCUUAUAAAAGAUUUUUGGGUAUUGCUAUUGUACUGUCUUGCUGUUAAUGCAGGUUGUGAUUUUCCAUA
Ziziphus jujuba (common jujube) is the source of this 1176-nucleotide messenger RNA. RefSeq lists its product as uncharacterized. Bases 252 to 659 code for a protein of 135 amino acids. Lineage: Eukaryota; Viridiplantae; Streptophyta; Magnoliopsida; Rosales; Rhamnaceae. The transcript is spliced from 2 exons. The record is from RefSeq and is a predicted model, not a curated record.